Adineta ricciae is the source of this 2712-nucleotide messenger RNA. NCBI's taxonomy places the organism in Eukaryota, Metazoa, Rotifera, Eurotatoria, Adinetida, Adinetidae. The record is from the annotation of a GenBank genome assembly.
AUGCUCAUCAAAGAUUUGUUUGUUUGGUUUCGUGAACAAAUCUUCACUUACAAUUUAUUCAUUCCAAUUGAAAUCGAUUCAGAAAAUGAAAACGAGCAAAUCCAACAAACUAAUUCCAAUAUCAAAUAUCAAAGAUACGCAACUCGUCUUUACGUUCCUCUAUUCAUUAUUAUAUUUUACAUAAUCUCAUUAAUAAUGCUUGUAAGUCCACGAAGUCGACUGAUCACGAUAUCUGGAAUGACUCCAGCGAAAUUUAAUGAACUUCGUAAAAAUCAUGGAGAAAGUCUUUCGUGUCCGUGUUCGAGUACAACAAUGAUUUACAAAGAAUUUCUUUCGAAUUCGAUUUCAUUUCAUCCAGUUUGUACGAGUAUUUUUGUGACGGAACAAUGGAUUGAAGGAGUUUAUUUCGAGAAUGCCAGUGCAUAUUUAAUGAUGGAUUUCCGAUCAACAGCAAGUUCUCAGUUUGCACUACUCUCAACACUUUGCAAAUAUUGUCAAAAGAUAAUCAAUGAAGUAGAAAUCGAUUUGGAAAACGAGAUUUUCCUAACUAAUGAUCUUUAUUCCGAAGAUGAAGUUCAAUCUCAAAUCUUAAAAGAUGUCGAAUUAAUUCGUUUAAGUACUCCAAUUCGAUCGAUUUUAUCUCUUUUAUUUCUUCAAACUAUCACUCAAUCAAAUUCAUUUAUUUCCGCAUUAAACACCAAUGCUGUAGUUUAUAUUUAUUAUCUACAAAAUAGAUCUAUAGUAUCAGCAGGCUUCACCACCUAUCAAAAUCCGAAAUCUCCUGAAUUGUCUUAUUUGAUUUCCACAUGUCAAUCAAUAAAUGUAACAGUUCCAUCGGGAAUUUAUAAUGUAUCUUAUGAACAAACAGCUGAUUAUCGUGCCUUUUGGCCUGCAUUUCAACCAUUUUUCAAUCCAAAACCAAUUGUAUUAAUCAAUGGAUUUUUCUCUGGUUGUACUCCACUUGAUGCUCUUUUGAUGAGUUCAUUAGAUUGUCUAUUUAAUCAAACUUGUUUAGAUUAUCUUCCGAUUUAUUUUCCAAAACUUAAUCAGAUUAAUUCAAGUUUGAUCAAUGGUCUUUGUCAUUCGAAACAAGAAAAGAUUUCGUUAAAAGAAAAUUUGAAUAAUUUGUUAAUUGAAGAAUGGAUAACGAAUAUAAAUUAUUCAAUUUACUUUGAAAAAUGUUCACCUUUGAAAUGCUUUUAUACAGAAACUAAUCGAAUGAAUUAUUCAUAUGCAAUUACAUUCUUAUUCAGUCUUUACGGUGGUCUUGUUAUCAUAUUAAGACUCAUUUCGAUGGUUUUGAUUAAAAUAUUGUUUCAAUUGAAGAUUUAUCAAGUGAAUCUUCAAUUCAAUAGAAAUAUUAUCAUGAGAAAUAUUCAUAAAAUAAUACAAUGGAUGAAACAGUUGAAUAUAUUUCCUUCAGUUCAACAAAAAACACCAAAUGAUAUAAAAGAACAACGUUUAGCAACAAAGAUUUAUUUACUUUUACUUUCAGGUUCAUUUCUGAUCUUAUUGUUAUUUACUUCAUUAAAUUCUGAAAUGUUAACAAUAUACAAAAUGAAUCCAACAUUAAAUGAAUAUAAAAUCUUCGAAAAUUUGAAUUUGAAUUCACUUCAAUGUCCAUGUACAAACAUGACUAUUUCCUAUUCAAUAUUCAAUUCAUUUAAUCCUAUUUUACAUGAUGUUUGUUCAAGUGAUUUCGUCGGUUCAGAUUGGAUUUCAAUGAUGAAAUUAUUAGAAACACUUCCGGAAGGAAUUCAAUGGUAUGGAAUCAACGCUCAACAAAUUCGUCUAUUAGCAAAUUUAUGUGAAAAAGCAAAUAAAACUAUUGCAGAUGCAACAAAUCGUUUUAAUCAUCGUUUAUUGUUCACAUUGAAUGCGUUAAAUCAAAUUCUCCAAGAUUUUCUUCGAAUUAAUUCAAAAGAAACAAACUUUCUAAUCCUUCUUGGUAAACUUACUUUCAUCAUGGGUUUUUAUCCGAAAACAAUCAAAUAUUUCGAACAAUUAUUAAUUUAUCAAAAAGAUAUGGAAACUAUUCGUCUCAUUCAAUUCUAUCUCGCUCGAUCUUCACAUUUACAAGGCGAUUUAAAACGAGCGAGAGAUCUGUACGAUCAAAUUUACGAUGGAUUAAUGCAUUCGAAUCCGAUCAAUCGGAAGGAUACUGGAGAAAUUCUUAACCAGAUUGGACAUGUUCUGGAAUUACAAUCGAAUUACGAUGAAGCACUUCGUUUUUAUGAAAAAUCUCUCGAAACACGAGAAGAGACUUGUUCAUCCGACGAUCCUGACAUUGCCAUUAGUCUUAUCAGUAUCGCAAAUCUUUAUUUCAAACGACAAAAGUAUAACGAAGCUUUGGAACAUUUUCAACGCGCAGUGAUUAUUCAAGAGAAAUUGUUUCCCAAUCAUUUCAAUGAUUUAGUUAAAACAUUGAAUUUGAUGGGAAAAGUUCUUUUGAAACAAAGCAAAUCGAGUGACGCAUUGAAGACUUUUCAAAAAGCCUUGAAGAUCCAAGAAGAUUUCCAUUCGAAUGAUUAUCCGGAUAAAAUCGAGACUUUCGAAAAUAUUUCAUUGGCCUAUGAAAAAUUAAAAAUUCCACGAAUGGCUCUUGUUCAUUACAAAAAGAUUUUAGCGAUUGAACAGAAAUAUCUUUCAACGGAACAUCCGCAACGAAUUCAAACAGAGAAAAACAUUCAAAGACUUUCUUCACUUAAAUAA